AUGAAGAAUGAGCCGGAUAAUGCUUUUGUUGUUGAGUUAACCAGAGCCAUGCUUGCCAUUGAGAUUGUAAAGGAUAUGAAUUGGAAAGACAAUCAUUAUGGUGAUAAAUUAACUAACUUGGAUUUACAAGAUUUGAACCUGAGAAGUAUAACUCCCUCCUUCCUAGCUACAAACGCAACACUGCUACCUACUCAUUCCGUUUCUUCACCAUUGCUGCUUCAUCCUCCUAAUGUAUCAUUUCACUUCAUAUCAAACUCCCUUCGCCAUUUGCAUUCAGAUUUCGACGCUUCCAUCGCCGCUAGCUGUGCGCACCAUUUCCCUGACACGAUUCCAACUCAACUCACCGAAUCCACUCUCGAGCUUCCGAAAGAUAAAGCUUUGAGAGCAUUGAAAGGUAGAAAUAUAUGCGGCGAAGCUGCAGUGUCCAUUACUGCGGUGGUUGCAACAGACAAGAACCAACAUGUGCAAAAGGAUAAUAAUGAGAAUAUAACCAAACCAAUUAUUGCCGAGAAUGUUUCGCAGGAUGGUAAAAUGGGCAGAGAGCUUUCAGCAUUCUGA
Molecule: messenger RNA, 558 nt
Organism: Vicia faba (fava bean)
Lineage: Eukaryota; Viridiplantae; Streptophyta; Magnoliopsida; Fabales; Fabaceae
Source: the annotation of a GenBank genome assembly